Molecule: messenger RNA, 4202 nt
Organism: Loxodonta africana (African savanna elephant)
Lineage: Eukaryota; Metazoa; Chordata; Mammalia; Proboscidea; Elephantidae
Product: olfactory receptor 4A5-like
Exons: 1
Coding region: 2267-3253 (328 amino acids)
Biological process (GO): G protein-coupled receptor signaling pathway
Cellular component (GO): plasma membrane
Molecular function (GO): G protein-coupled receptor activity; olfactory receptor activity
Source: RefSeq, a predicted model, not a curated record
UCUCCCUACUCCCCUUCCUUUCCUUUCAUCGUUUAUUCUUUAUUUUCUAGGAUGGGCUCUGUGUUUAUUUGUAAUGGUUUCCCAAGAAGCCUCCUAAGUUCAGGGUCUCAGAGGUUGACCUUCCAGCACUCUUUCAGUACAAGAAGUCUUUCUGGAGAUUUCUUAAGAAAGCUAUCCUCACUUAACACAUUAACAUCCCCAUUACCUGUGUAUAUUAAUUCCUUAAGUACAACUUCUCUGCUUCUUGAUUUAAUUCUUCUUUUCUUUCAUUUUCUACUGUUUAGGUCUCCAUCUGAUGCGUGGGUGCAAGUUUUUCCUUUUUUUCUGCUUAACUUUUAUCAAUAUACAUACCGUGACAGGUAGAUAUUAUGAUACAUAUUCAACAAAAUAGAUAAUUCUUAUAAAGUACAGUUUUAUUCAGUGUCCAAAAAUGUGUGUCUCUGAGUUAUAGAUAUAUAACAUCUUUUUAUAAGUAAUACACUUAUUCCUAAUGUGACAAAGAUCCAGAUGAUUUGUUCUGAUCAAAUGUCCACAUAAAAACAUUCAAGAACAAUAAUAAAAAGCUAUUGUUUAUUGAUUCUUUAUCAGGAUCCAGCAGCACUCUAGGCACUUUACAUGUAAAAACACACACACACAAAUUUCAGAGAUAUGUAUGACUGGUUUCCCUAUUUUACAAAUUAUGAAACUGAGGCACAAAGAGGUUUAUGAAUUUGCACAAGGUCACAGAGACAGUAAGCGGUGAAGGUGGAAUUCAAACACAGACAGUGUUGCCCCAGAGUACGCAUUAUUCACCACUGUGCUGUGCGCUCUUUCCAAGGGUGUCCUGGGCCUUAAACAGGUGCACACUGAGUGAGAAAGCUAACCAUUAUUUGGUCACUUGAAUGGUCAAAUUCCAACACUGGCUAGCAUUUUUUAAAGUAACAUUGAUGAGCUUGGAGAUUGUUGUUUAGUUACAAAUAUAUAAAUAGAAACAUCCAGCAGAAUAAAAUAAGAUGGGGUUUCACUGAUAGUAUCACAGACAGUUGGACUAGAAAGGAUUCUAAGAUCAUCUAGUUUGAAUCUUUAUUUUUCAACGAGUAAAUUGAGACAGAUUUGAGACUAAAUGUAGAAAAUAACUAAAACUCAUACCUUCUUACACUGAGUUUGGAUUUUUCCUUUAUGUAUGUUGCUUUUCGGAAUGUGGAGAUUGAAGUUCUGAUUCUGAUCACUCUCAGUGCUUAAGAAGUAUUGUAUAUAAAGCCCUCUUCCGUUGUCCUCUACCUCUCUUUACAGCCUCUAUUUUCUCCCCCAUGGCUACCCAGCUCACCUGCCAUGGAUUUGAAAAAUGCUGGCUGCUAAUGUACUAGUUGUUAAUUGCUAUGUGUCAGUUAACUUCGGUUCAAAAAUGUUUGCUGAAAAUAUAGAUCAUAUUGUAAGGGUACUCACCACAAAUACUAAUACUACCAACUCAAAGUACUGACUGUAUUUCAAUAGAGUAUAGAAGUAUGUUAGGAGUUGUGGGAUAAGCAAAGAGAAAAUGGAAGGCAUUACAGACCUUUAAAAAGAGACAAUCUAUGUCCAAAUAAUUGCUGCAGGUAAGAAUGUACUAAAAAAUUUUGUAGUUAUCUGAUACAUUUCAAAGUUCAGCCUCUUCAAAUUGAAUGAGAGAGUCAUAAAGACAGAAAAACAUUUGAGGCAGGAAGUACCAAAUUUCUAAUAGUGGAAUAUCAUAAUAUUUCGUGAGAUAUUCCUGAAGAGGGGUUAUUUUUGGUGGUAUGUAGAUCAUAUUGUAAAGGGACUCACCACAAAUAUUACCAACUCUAAGUACUGAUUCUAUGUCAGUUCAUUUGUUUACAGUUUAUCUUCGCCACUAGAGAAUGUUUCUUGAAAGCAGAAAUCCUUUCCCUCUUUGUCAUUGCUGACGUCUGUGCCAAGAACUGUCAUGUUUUAUAAAAGGAGUAUUAAAUGAAUGAAAGACUGUUGGACCUCUGACUUAUCUUCUCUAUAGAAGGUCCACUAAGAUUUAGAGGUAGAAGCUCUUAUUCAUAGGCCCAAUCCAGUCAUCUGAGAGGAAGUAGAAUUGUUAAGGGAAGACAUACUGGGAUCUUUGAAAGAGAAACUCAGUAGAUAUUUCUAAAUGUUUUUUACGAAUAAGCCACUGAACAAGAUUAAUAGUGAAGAAGAGCUCCAUGACCUAAUGGACAUAUUCACAGUGGUGUUCAUGAUUUCAUUACAGGUCUUGGUCUUCUGAGCUCUCAUCUCUGAAUUAGGUCUUAUAGAAGAGUAAAUGGGAUACAGUAACAGUGUAACAGAAUUUGUCCUCCUGGGGCUCACGCAGGAUCCUGUUGGCCAAAAAGUGUUAAUUGUUAUGUUUUUGUUCAUUUACAUUGUGACAAUGGUGGGCAACCUGCUCGUUGUCUUGACCGUUGUUGUCAGCCCCUCCCUGGGCUCCCCCAUGUACUUCUUCCUUGCCUAUCUGUCACUCAUGGAUGCUGUUUAUUCCACCGCCAUUUCGCCCAAAAUGAUUCUAGACUUACUCUGUGAUAAAAAGACUAUUUCCUUCCCAGCUUGCAUGGGCCAGCUCUUUAUAAUGCACUUAUUUGGUGGCUCUGAGAUCUUUCUUCCGGUGGCAAUGGCCUAUGAUCGCUAUGUGGCCAUCUGUAAGCCACUGCAUUACUUAAUCAUCAUGAAUCGACAGGUUUGCAUUUUGUUGCUAGUGGCGGCCUGGGUUGGAGGAUUUUUGCACUCUGUGAUCCAACUUCUCUUUGUGCACAGACUCCCCUUCUGUGGCCCCAAUGUCAUUGAUCACUUCAUGUGUGACCUGUACCCAUUAUUGGAACUUGCUUGCUCUGAAACCUAUUUUAUAGUGCUCACUGUUGUUGCCAAUGAUGGAGCCAUCUGUAUGGUAAUUUUUAUCCUUCUACUAAUCUCCUAUGGGGCCAUCCUAAAGUCCCUGAAGACUCACAGUCAGGAGGGAAGGCACAAAGCCCUGUCUACCUGCAGCUCCCACAUCACAGUGGUUGUCCUCUUCUUUGUUCCCUGUAUUUUCAUGUAUGUUAGACCUGUUUCCAACUUUCCCGUUGACAAAUCUAUGACUGUGGUUUAUACAAUUAUUACUCCCAUGUUGAAUCCUUUGAUAUACACUUUGAGAAACUCUGAGAUGAAAAAUGCUAUGGAAAAAACCUGGAGUGGAAAGUUAACCACGUGUAGAAUAAGAAUUUGUGUCCACACUGAAAAUAUCAUUGCUAAUUCUAAAACAAGAAAUAGGCAAUAAACUAUCACAAUGAACAAUUAAGUCAAUUCAAUGGAUUCUCUAGGAAUACUUCCCUUUAUUGAUGCAAAGACAUCCAAAAUGUAGAAUAAAUUAUCUUUUACAUUAGAAUGAAAGUAAUAGAGACAUUCUGGAGGUUGGAUAAAAUCCAUAAGUAUUUUUCCUGUUAUAAUUAAAAAUAAAACUAAGCUAGCAUUGUCAUUUUAUUUUUCUCAGAAUAUACUGAAACAGGGCUUAGAAAAAAAAUUAUUUCCUUUUAAAGAUAGAAAAAAACAAGUUACUUUAAAAAUUUUUCUAUCAUUCAAAUUAAUGAGAAAACGAUUUACCCAGUUCUUAGAACAAAUUUUUGAGACCAAGGGUGUGGUUUUAAGAUUUUACUGUUCAUUAUUGUAUGAGCACAACAGCUUUUUUUAGCUCCACUGUGCAUUUUGUGUUUAAGAUUACUUCUGUUCCUCUGGGGAAUGUCUACAUAUUUAUAAUUCUGCCUAUUUUAGUGGGACAUGAAAUUGUGUUUGGUUUGAGACCCCAUCAGUGAGCAAUUUUGUAGAUGGGAUGUCAUUGAUGAAGAAAACUCAAUCUAGUUCUUGAUUAGAGGACAGAUACUACUCUUUCACUUUGUAUUUGAAAAUAACAUUAAUCUAGGUUAUAAACAUUUAUGUUUUCCUCAUUAGUUAUUAUGUGCAUUUUUUGUGAUUCUUAAAAUAUUAGAUAGAGCUUCUGAUUUUAUCUCCAUGAAAUUGAAGAUAUGGAAAGAAAUGUGUUAUUUUCCAUAAGCAGCAUGUUCCCUAAAAGUUGUAUUAAACUAAAAUACAUUUUUACAUAGAGACUUAGAAAUCAUUUGUUUUGGUAAAAACAAAAUUUUGUUUUUCAAUUUUAUGUAAAAAAAAUAAAUUUUUCUCAGUCUACAGUCCAUCCAGGAACAUCCCAAAACCAGAAAGCAGAAAGAAUUUUC